Molecule: messenger RNA, 1269 nt
Organism: Camellia sinensis
Lineage: Eukaryota; Viridiplantae; Streptophyta; Magnoliopsida; Ericales; Theaceae
Source: RefSeq, a predicted model, not a curated record
UUAUGUGUACUGUUGAAAUGCAAUUAUCUUCAAUUAAGUGUACUGUAUGUUUUUGUUGGUAACUUGGCGAUUCAAUUUCUCAGUUUUCUUUCAAUGAGAUUUGAUCGCUUUAUGGAGAUAUAAAUGUACUUUUGGUCCAUAUAUUUCUCUGUUUAUGGUCUAUAGUGUUUUAAUUGGAUCAUUGACAUAAUUACACAAGUCUACAAGACUUAGAUCCCAUUUUUUUAGUGUAAUUAAAACCAUGAAGUCAUAUGACAUGGUUUUCUUCUAUGUUCUUUGGACCGGAAUGUCUACAACUACAAGUUUAUUGUCUUGAAAUUUGUAUUUACAUGCAUAUUCUUGGCAGCAUAUUUUCUUGUAUUUGCAUGCAUUAGUUGAAAUCAAGUAGGUUGGUGGCUCUGUUUGGUGCAGUUUACUAUGACCCCUCUCUUUUCUUUUCUUUUUUUCCUUUUUUAAAUUUGACUUUCUUUGUGGUUGCUUUCAUUUGAAGGCAUAAUAGUUUGGUCUUUAUUGAUUGAUUUAAGAGAGCAAAAACUUUUGGUUUCUUCAUUAUGUUAACGGAGCACAAAUUAAUACUAACAUCAAACUUUUGAUUUAUGUAUUGAAUAAUUAAUUUUGUUGGUUUGAGUGAUAUCUGAUUAAUUUUGGUGGUUUCUUUUAAAAUGUCUUCAUUGGAAAGAAGUUUAGUUCUAACACUUACUAUCUCACCAGGUUGAUGUGGCAGAGCUACGGCAAAAGCUGCAAACUAUGGAGACCUAACAAAAAGAACUUGAACUUCUUCAAAGACAAAAGGCUGCCUCUGAACAAGCUGCCUUGAGUGCAAAACAGAGGCAGAGCUCGAGCGGCAUGUAGGGUUGGCUUGCCGAAUCCCCUCCUAGCCAAGAUGCCAAUGACGCCUAUAAAUUCGAACCCCAAAUACACAGCUGCAGAUGCAGUUUUUAGUGCAGAACCUUGGACAGUGCCAUGGACAGCAAAGACCAUUCUGCAGGAAUCGCAGUGUUUCUCCUCUCUGUCCCCCUGCUUUUGUUUCCUCUAUGCUAUAUUAUUAGAGUCAAGAAAUGGAAUAUGCAACAAAACCACCUUCAAAUAUAUCAGACAUUGUCUGCAAAUUUGCCAAAGUUUGCAGAUUUAGAUCCAUUGGUGUCUUCUCCACUGAAAAUCCCACCCACAACCACCAACCUAUCAUUGAUUUUGGCAACAAUGUCCCAUCAUCGGAAGACAGCAGUGAUGCCACGGAAGAGGCAGAGUGCGACUUCGUGAAAAUCCAUC